AUGCCUGAAGAACCUAAUAUUGAAGUUGAAGAACCUAAUAUUGAAGUUGAAGAACCUAAUAUUGAAGUUGAAGAACCCCCACCAAAGCAGAAAAAUACUAGGGGUAGAACCAAAAGACUAGAUAUAACGAGGCUGGCAAGCGAGGGCAAAAAAUUAGAAAUUGAGUACAACAACCUCGGACAACAAUGGGGAAAAGCAGCAACUGAUUUAGUUUCCCGGAUUGGGGUGUGGGUUCGAAUUAACAUACCACUUGUGAAUAAAAAGUGGCCACAAAUUGAUAAGGAGCUGAAGAACAGAUUAUGGAAUGAUGUUAAGGGUAAGUUCGAGCUGGAAGAGGAGGCAAAGAGACGAACAAUUCAAAAAGCUGGGGAGAGAUGGCGGGAUUGGAAAAACACCUUAACAAAAGGUAUUUACAAGGUUAAAGAUGUGGCUCCACAACUUCUUGAGAAGCCACCGAGAUUGUACGAAGACAUAAUCGAUGAGACCGAGUGGACAGAGUUUGUGGCUUCAAGAUUAACUAAAGAAUGGGGGGUGACGAGAAAGAAGGCCCAAGCUAGCAGGGCAAAAAAUAUUUACCCCCACCGCUCUGGACGAGGUGGUGCGAGGAUGGUGGAGUUACAGAUGGAGAAAGAGUUAGGCCACCAAUUGGUCAAAAUUGAUAGAGCCGAUUUAUGGAAGAGACUUCGCACAAACAGUAAAGGCGAGUUGGAAGGCCCAGCUGUGGAAGUUGCCCAACGCAUUGAUGACUUGCGAAAGCAACUCGAAGAGGGAACAAUAAGUGUGGAAGGGAAGAAUGACAUCUUGACCAUGGCCCUUGGGACAGAUGAACAUGGUGGUCGAGUCCGGGGCUUGGGUUAUGGUGUCACUCAAACCCAAUUUUUCCACACUCCACGCCCUACAAAGAGGAAGAAUAAAGAUGAGGAUAAUGAAGCAUUGUCAGAUAUGGAUAAGCGACUCCGUGAGACAGAGGAGAGUAAUAGACAGCUUAAAGAACAAAUGGCUGAACUCCUGCGUAUAGUUCGUUCCCAGCAUAGUGGUGUUGCGGGUACAUCACAUGCGUCUGGUUCGGGUGUUGGAGGAGAAUCAAACAAACUAGCCCGUGAUGAUGACAUUGUUUCUGCUCCUGAAGCACAACCACAAAGUCCUGUCCAUGUCUCUGCUCCACGACAACCGAGUACACUGCAUGCUGAGAAGGUAACCGCUCCACCAGCUCCACCGCCACAUACCGAUGGCAUUUCAGAAAAGAAAUAUCCAUGUUGGCUGCAUGUUCGGUUGGAGCCUAGUGGAUUGUCAUUGAAAGUUGCGAAGGGAUUCAUGGUGAAGGAGCAAUAUUUGAAGAAUGGCAAGUUCUCAGUCCAGGGUUCUGAUUUCCUCUACAAGGAUUAUCGUCGGGUUUUCAUCGAUGAAGUCUAUGUAGAAAAUGCCCGUCUUCCAUGUCCCGUCGUUCAAAAUGGAUACACCACUGUAGGUCAUGCUGUAGGACUUUAUGUAGCAUGGCUAAAGGACUACAUUACGCCAGUUGGAGUAGAGUUGACGCAACGCCCCAAUAACCAAAUGCAGAAGAAGCAACCUGUGAGUGGAAAAGGACAAGUAUCUGAAGAAUUACUUGGUCCUCGAACACAGCCUCAAAAAAUACCAGAGAGGCCAAGUAAAAAGGGUCGCUACGUUGCACCAAAAAGGACUUCAAUAAUCAACAACUUUUUUAAGUUACUCAACAUGUGGCCAAAAACAACAACAAUCCACUUUGAGGCCAGCAAGGAUUUAUUUGGGGUUGAAAACGACUCGAUAUGGCUUCCAACAAUUGACAUCAAGGAAUUGUGCCAAAUGGGAUUUUUAGGAGCCCAACCUAUUGCAAUCUGGUGCAAGUUUUUGAAGGAACGGUUGCUAGAUGUUAAUGGAUUAAGCAGACUAUAUGCAUUUUUAAAUCCUGGGGCCAUUGCCUCUGAUGCUGGGGAUUAUAAUGCCCGUUCUCGAGCACUGCGCAAACGUAUUCUUGAAAUUGAUAAUCCGGCUAAAUGGAUUAUUGCCCCCUACAACAAUUAGUAAGUAAAUUUAAAAUUUAUAGUUUCAUAAUUUAUAACUCUACAUAAUUUAUGGUUAAUCUAACAUGUUUGUUUGUGUAGUAAUAUGUAUCAUUGGAUGGUUGUACUUAUCCAACCAAGUACACAUACAGUAGCGUACUUGGAUUCCAACAAUGGAUAUGUACCAGAAGAUUUAAAAUACAUUGUUAACACGUCGCUCAACAUAGUUAAUAAAAGCUUAACUAACCGCAAUGAUCGUCCCAUUGAGUGGAUAACUCCGAUAUGUCCACAACAACCAGACGGGAAGCAAUGUGGAUAUUAUGUCAUGAAAUUUAUUGAGAGUUUCAUGAACGAAGAAGAUCCAAUACGCCGAGUGAGAGAAAUGGGUAAGAGCGAUCCGUACUCAAAUGACGAGAUGAAUAUUUUGCGUGAUCAGUGGAUUGAAUAUGUUCGAGCACAAGCAGUGCGACAAGGGCUUUUACAAUGAUCAGUUUCUAUUUUUGUUUAUACUUUAUCCUAACUAAUUAGUGACAAUAUACAGUAAAAAUUAAUUAAUGUAGGGAAAAUUUUACUAUGUAAAACAGGAUCUGUUUAACUUUCACUAAUGACAAUAUAUAAACUUUAUCCUAAUUAUU
This is a messenger RNA of Cannabis sativa, 2656 nucleotides long. RefSeq lists its product as uncharacterized. The transcript is spliced from 8 exons. The coding region runs from base 1 to 2043 and encodes 680 amino acids. Lineage: Eukaryota; Viridiplantae; Streptophyta; Magnoliopsida; Rosales; Cannabaceae. The record is from RefSeq and is a predicted model, not a curated record.